AGAGCAUUGGAUUCGGGGUAUCUAUCUUUCCACUUUCGAAGCACAAAAGGGCGGGCUCCCACUUCCCCCCCUCUCUCUCUCUCUCUACACAUGCUUCUCUGAAUCCUCCGACAGUUUUCUAGGGUUCCGAGUUCGGGCGAUACAAUGGCGACAACAACUUCAACUUCCACCGAUCAGACCAAGUCCGUCGACGCCUCACUCUGGUGGGACUCUUUCUCUCUCCUACUCACCGAGCUCGAGAACGCCUCUCCCUCGUCCGACCUCCCACCUCAUCUGGUAAAGAAGCUGAAGGAUAAUCACGCGUGGUUCCUGGACACUGUUUCUUGCUUCAAGCCGCCAAAUGAGAAAUCAAGGGAGGCUUUGAAUUCGCGCCAAGUUAAUGCGGGGUCGCAUAAGUUGACUGUAGAGCCUGAAUUGAAAGAUGUGGCGCUGAAAAUUAGUUCAAUUUUGUGUCUAGAUGAGGUUCAGGCGUAUAUUCUUGUCAAAAGAUCGAUUGAGCGCAGCACUCUAGUCAUGGAUUAUUUAGCGGAUGAGCUUCUUCAUUUGGUAAUGCUUCAGUACUACAUUGAACGACAAUGCUUGUUGAAGUGUACACGGCAAAUUGUCAUGCAUGCCUUGUAUGUUGGAAUUUCCAAGGAAGGUAGUGCAGUAAUGGAAGAGGCACAAAAGCUGCUUUCUGAUGGACUAGAAAGCAGAUUACAUUCUAACCUUGAAGAUCUUCUGUCAUCCAGUCCUCCCGAGAACAUGGAUGUUGACCUUUUCACUUUGUGGGCUGAGGAGACACUAAUUGAAGAUAAUCUAGUCCUUGACAUCCUUUUCCUUGCAUAUUAUGAGUGCCAUUGUAGAUGUACUGGCAAACAAUGGAAAAAGUUGUGCUCGCUCUACGAGGGGAUGAUAUCUGGGUCUUCCAACUUUGGGAGGCUGGCAAUGUCAACUGAAGCACUGCAAUCCAUUUAUCAUGCUAAAGUUCAGUUGCUACUUAUUCUUAUAGAAACCUUGGACCUGGAAAAUCUUCUCCAAAUGAUUCAUGAUGAAAUGCCUUUCAGUCAGGGUUCUACUGCUUUUUCCUUGAGCGACAUUCUGGAACUGGAUGCAACAAUUUCUAGUUUCAGUGCUUUUGAAGAAAAAGAAACAGGGCCACUAAUACUAUCGUGGGCAGUAUUUCUUUGUCUCAUUUCGUCGCUUCCAGGGAAAGAGGAAACGAAUGUGCUAAUGGACAUUGAUCAUGUUGGCUAUGUACGUCAAGCAUUUGAGGUUUCAUCUUUGAGUUAUUUUCUUGAAAUUCUUCAAAGUGAUAUAUUGAAAGAUUCAGAUGGUCCUAUUGCUGGGUAUCGAAGUGUCUUGAGGACAUUUAUCUCAGCAUUUAUUGCAUCUUAUGAGAUCAGUCUCCAGUUGGAGGACAAUACCCGUAAUUUAAUAUUGGCUAUCAUUUGCAAAAUUUAUCGAGGAGAGGAGUCACUUUGUAUUCAGUUUUGGGACAAGGACAGUUUUAUUGAUGGCCCUAUUCGUUGCCUUCUUUGCAACCUAGAGGGUGAAUUUCCCUUUAGGACCGUUGAACUUGUUCGCUUAUUAUCAUCCCUCUGCGAAGGAACUUGGCCUGCAGAAUGCGUGUACAAUUUUCUUGAUAAAUCCGUUGGUAUAUCAUCUGUGUUUGAGAUAAGUAAUGCUUCCUUGAUCGAUGAAGUUUCUCAGAUUGUUGAAACUUCCCUGCCUUUGAGCAUUCCUGGGGUUGAUGGUUUGUUAAUACCCAGUAAUACACGUGGUCAUAUUUUGAAAGUGAUUGACGGGAAUGCUGCACUUAUACGAUGGGAGUAUGGACAAUCUGGGGUGCUUGUGUUGCUCCUGCGUUUGGCCCAGAAGCUGUAUUUGGAUUGCACUGAGGAAGUUCUUGUUACGUUAGACUUGCUUAGCCGAUUGGUAUCCUUUAACAUGGCUGUAUGUCAUGGUUUCUUGGCAAUUGGAAACUCGCAGCAACUUCAUGGUGCUGGCAUGAAUGGGCAUUUAGAGAUGCAUAUGUGUAUCAACGUGGUUGACAUCAUGUGUACUUUGGUUAAGAAAUCUUCUCCGAAUAGCAGUGGUGCAGUAAUGAUGUCCAUGGGUGUUAAUAUCUUGGCAAAGAUGUUGAAGUGCUCGCCAUCUCGCAUUGCAGCAGCGGCUCUAAACACAAAUAUUUUCGAUGUAGCCUUAAAGAUGAACCCCUUCAAUGUCCGCUCUAAUAGUUUAUCAAGUGGCUCGUGGUUGUUGUCUGGAAGACUCGCAAAUAUGCUUCUGAUUGACUGUGAGCACAACGAUAACUGCUGCCAAUUAACUCUUUCAGUGCUAGACUUCACAAUGCAGCUUGUCCAGACAGGAGUAGAGAAUGAUGUCGUCCUGGCUCUUGUUGUUUUUGCAUUUCAGUAUGUAUUAGUUAAUCAUGAGUACUGGAAAUACAAGUUGAAGCAUGCUCGCUGGAAUGUGACAUUGAAGGUGCUUAAAGUGAUGGAAAUGUGCAUUUUAUCAAUCCCUUAUCGUCCAAUACUGGGUGAGGUGGUUCGAGAUAUUUUGUUUUGUGACUCUUCCAUCCAUAGUGCCCUCUUUCGGGUUGUAUGUACAACUGCACAAGCCUUAGAGAAACUCUAUGUCAGCCGUCUUUAUGACCCAAUGGAGAUUGAAGGGUUACAGCUGGCAAUAUGUUCUGUGUUGGAUAUUCUUUCCAGCAUGCUAUCUUAUCUUUCCAAGAAUGUUCUGCCCAGCCUUCCUGUCUUCCAUCAAGCAGUGCUGUCAGCUGCAAACAAACCAAUUCCAGUUGUUACUGCCAUGAUAUCCUUGUUGUCUUACUUCCGCAAUCCUAAAAUACAAGUAGGAGCAGCAAAAGUACUGUCGGUCUUAUUUGUUCUCGCUGACUGUACGCAGCCAUAUGUGUUUGGAAAUGCGUGGUUUGGUUUAGAUGAAAAGCAGAUGAUGUAUCUUAAGCGUUCUCUCAAUAGGAUUCUGUGUGAGCUGUCUCUCUUGGAUGAAGAUCUCUUUGUUGCUACAUGUAAACUACUCACUUCGGCUGCAUAUUAUCAGCCGGCUUUUCUUGUUGCUGUAAUCGCUGCCAAGGAAAAUAUAGAUGUUCAAUCAAGCAAUACCACUGGUUUGAAGCCAUCAAAUGAAACAACUAGUGGGUCCCUGGAAUCCGCAGAAGCAAAUCUUUUGGUUGCAAUUCUGCAAUACGUUAUGCAGUCGGAUGAUCUUAUCAACAGCAAACCUCGCAUACUGCUAAAUGUGCUAAAUUUUAUUAAGGCAUUGUGGCAAGCAGCUGCUCAGUUCACAAGUGUUUUGGACCGUCUAAGAAACUCAGAAAACUUCUGGAGACAUUUGUCCAGCUGUUUUCGUAAAAAUGCUACAAGUAGUAUGGAAGUUAACCUGUCUGAAAAUCUGACUGAAGAGGAGGUUCUGAGCAUUGCGUACCGUAUUCAAUGCCAAUCUGUUGUUCUGCAAAUACUGGCUUUUGAAAUGUUCCUGCAGAAGAAGUUAUUCCAUGCAGAAUUUGCUGUAAAACAAACUACGGAAUCAUCAAAGGAUAGAGUAUGGCAAGCAGAUGAUACUGAAAAAUCAAACGAUGCAGGUCUCCUUGGUCUCAAGGACGUGUUGUCAAGCUUCCAUGAAGGCUUAGUUUUAGGCAACAUGAUCAAGUCCUAUGCAUCAUGGGAAUAUGAUAGUGACAUGUAUCUUCGUGCGAAGAUUGCUGCUGCUUUAUUCUCUGUACAUGCGAUGGGGAAAUUAAAAAAUGGUGAUACGGGGAGCUUGUCCGUAGCAGUAAUUGAAAAGACUCGCAUCUUGUUGAAAAAGUUGAGUGAACUGCCUUCCUUUUCAGAGUUGGUAGCUCAAUAUACGCAUCGUGGUCACAGUGAAGGAAAGGAUAUGCACGGAUUAAUAAUCAGUGAUCUUUAUUAUCAUCUACAAGCCGAGCUUGAAGGCCGUAAGAUUGAUCCUGGACCAUUCAAAGAGCUCUCCCAGUAUUUGCUCGAAUCAAAUAUUGUCCAAACUUAUCGGCACAAGUAUGAAGGGGAUCUUUUUGAACAUGCCAAGGAUGUCUACUUGUUUGACACCUUACGUCUCCGAGAAGAGUUGGGAUUUAAUUUGUGGGACUAUUCCGACUGGAAAGCAUCUAAGGCAGCUGCAGAAACGAUGUUGCUCUGCUUACAGGAUGUGAAUUAUAUGGUGUUGCUUGCAAGUUCUAAGCUUUCUGCAUUGAAAUCUUUGAUAACCGUCUUAUCCACGAAAGAGGAAGAUUCAAGUGAGAAGACAACAAUUGGUCGUGACAUACCGCAGCAUCAAAUUCACUCAUGCAUAGAUCAAGUAUGUCAGUGUCUUCAAUCCACGAUUGAAUCAUUAGUUCCAUUUCCCGACAUCUCUGAAGAUGUCCUUGAUUUCACUGCAACUCAAGCGGAACUGCUUCUACUCCUUAUCAGAUACGUAGGAAAAAGUCUGCCGUUGCCUGUUUGUGUACUGGUCUUAAAAACUUCAGGUUCUGUUCUCAAAGUGUUGAAUGACUUCAGGCCCUUGGUUUCUGGUGUGAAAGAUACAAUGAAGCUUUUACUUAUGCUGCUUCUCUCAUCAGUCAAGUCAAGUUGCAAGAGUUCACAGUCAGGUGGGGCAGUGGAGAUGGAAUCUGUUGAAGCCUUUCCUGAGGUGUCCAAUGUCAGCUUGGGGCUACUACCCAUUCUUUGCCACUGCACUGAACCCACUGACCACUGCACCCUCUCCUUAGCAAUUAUUGACUUGGUAUUGAAAGGUUUCUUGACUCCCAACACAUGGUUCCCUAUCUUAAAGAAACACCUCCGGCUGCAGCAUCUUGUUCUAAAGCUUCAAGAUAGAAAUUUAAUUAGUUCCAUUCCCAUCAUAUUGAAGUUCCUUUUGACUGUUGCACGUGUGAGAGAUGGUGCCACGAUGCUUUUCACGGCUGGUUUUCUUCCGUCUCUGAAGAUGUUGUUUUCUGACUUGUCAGUUGGUAACUCUUCCUCCAUUGAAAUUGAAAGGAGCAAUUUUUUACCACCUGAGAAAAUUGAAAUGCCUCGAGACAUUUGGGGACUUGGUUUGGCAGUAGUCACUGCAAUGAUUCACUCUUUGGGCGACAGUUCUUCUGGUGCUAAUAUUGUUGACUAUGUAAUCACUUACUUUAUCUUAGAAAAAGGUUAUCUAAUUUCUCACUAUCUUAAUGCACCGGAGUUUCCAUUCGAUGAUCAUGACAAGAAAAGGGCUCGAUCUCAGAAAACACCAACUUCCCUAAAUGCUCUUAGAGAAACAGAACAUACACUUACGCUUAUCUGUGAGCUAGUGAAACACCGGAAUUCAUGGAUGAAGGCAAUGAAAGAAAUGGAUUCACCCUUGAGGGAAAGAAGUAUACAUUUGUUGGCUUUUAUAAGCAGGGGGGCUCAAAACUUUAGAGUUGCACCUCUUGUAUGUCACCCUGUCCUCAAGGAGGAGUUGAAGUGGUGUAAUGAACCAUCGGUAAUUAACAGCAGAUGUGGCUGGUUUGCUCUUACGUCUAUUGACUGUGGAUUAAAUCCCAGGUUUUCUGCUGCUUCAUCUAAAUCUACUGCCCUAGUAGUCAAGGAUCAAGGAUCUGAAGUUUGUCAAACAUAUUUCUCAGAUACCAUUGCAAUACAGAUAUACCGGAUCGCUUUUCUUAUUUUAAAAUUUCUUUGUUUGCAAGCUGAAUGUGCAAUUCGAAGGGCAGAGGAGGUGGGGUUUAUUGAUCUUGCUCACUUUCCUGAGCUUCCGAUGCCUGAGAUAUUACAUGGCUUGCAGGAUCAAGGAAUUGCAAUUGUCACUGAGUGGUGUGAAGCCAACAAAACGAAGCAGGUAUCAGCUCAAAUUCAAGGUAUCUUUGUCUUGCUGCUACAUACGACGGAGAUGGCAUUAUACUUGGAAUAUUGCGUUUCCCAAAUUUGCGAGAUAAGACCCGUGUUGGGACAUGUUGAAGAUUUUUCUAAGGGAAUAAAAUCGUUGAUGAAAGCUACGGAGGGGCAUGCGUUUUUAAAAGGAUCAGUUAAGUCCUUAAAACAUGUAGUAUCCUUUGUAUUUCCUGGAUUAUUGCAAACUGAAGGACUGUUGUGAGAUACUAACUUAUUUAGACUAGGAAAAUUUGUAACACUAAAGAAAAGGCGAAAAAAGUGUAAGCCAUCGGGAUUUUUUCCAAGGCUGUGACAUGUUGUCUUGGCCAUUGUUACAUGUUAUCCCAAAUAUGAUGACUUCCUUUUUUCGCAACAGUAUUCUCAAGAGUAUCAAUUUUGUGUUGCUUAGUGUAUCACAUUUUUUGCGAUGUAGACUGCGAUGA
This is a messenger RNA of Rhododendron vialii, 6304 nucleotides long. RefSeq lists its product as uncharacterized. The coding region runs from base 145 to 6084 and encodes 1979 amino acids. Gene Ontology annotation, biological process: RNA export from nucleus; protein import into nucleus. The record is from RefSeq and is a predicted model, not a curated record. Lineage: Eukaryota; Viridiplantae; Streptophyta; Magnoliopsida; Ericales; Ericaceae. Gene Ontology annotation, cellular component: nuclear pore inner ring. The transcript is spliced from 32 exons. Gene Ontology annotation, molecular function: structural constituent of nuclear pore.